Messenger RNA from Penicillium psychrosexuale, 4011 nucleotides. Its product is annotated as putative nuclear migration protein. Gene Ontology annotation, cellular component: mitochondrion; cell cortex. The record is from RefSeq and is a predicted model, not a curated record. Gene Ontology annotation, biological process: maintenance of protein location in cell cortex; establishment of mitochondrion localization; dynein-driven meiotic oscillatory nuclear movement. The coding region runs from base 1 to 4011 and encodes 1336 amino acids. Lineage: Eukaryota; Fungi; Ascomycota; Eurotiomycetes; Eurotiales; Aspergillaceae. Gene Ontology annotation, molecular function: tubulin binding; phospholipid binding. The transcript has a single exon.
AUGGCCGAUUUACAGUGGCCGCCUUCCAUGGCCCACCCCUCCCCGGCGCCAUCCUUUAGAUCCAGAUCUCGAGCUCCAUCCAAAGGAGGAUCGAGAUCGAGAUCGAGACCGUCCUUGCGCCGGCGAGAUUCCUCCCCGACACCUUCCUCCCCACCUGGCCUCCCAACCCCCGCAUUCUCCCCCGACGGACAAACAGACGAAGAUGAUAUCGAUAUCACCGAGGAUACCUUAUCCCCCUUCGACCCGCGGAGGAUCACACCUACUCUCCAUGCAUCUCUCGUAUCGGAGAUUCUCUCGCUACGGCGGGAGAUAGAGAACAAAACCAAGGCAAUCGAUGGGUUAGAAGAGAGCUUGGACGAAUCAAGGACUGAAAAUGAAACAUUGACCACGAAUCUGUCCCAGGCGACCUGGGAAGGGCGCUCGUUGAAACACCAAAUCCAACUAUUGGAAGGUGGAACGUCAUCUGCGAUGGCCGAGCUAGCUCGGGAGCGCGAUGAAGCGGUCGAGAACAUCGGCGAUGUUCGUAAAAGGCUCGAGCAGGCACAGAAAAAAGCCCGAAGUCGGGAGGAGGACGUCGAACGAACCCAAUUACUCUGGAGUCGCGACCAAGACUCCUGGGCGGAUGAACGCCGAGCCCUGGAACGCAAGAUUCACGUAGUAGAGGGCCGCUUGAAGACCGUUUUGAACGAGGUCGCAGCCGCCCAGGAAGUGGUGACUAUCCGCUCGCGUUCACAACCGAGUGAGAAUAAUGACCAUAUUCAUGACAAGAAUAAAGAAAGCGACUCAGCCAGUGUGGCAUCUAGUAGCCUAGGCCGCCGACGCACGAGCGUGACCACCUUGAGCUCAGAAGAAGGUGAAGAGGCGGUCAUAUUCCAUAACGUGCGGUACUCAGUUAUGAGUAUCGCGCCUGGAGGCAAGAAUGGUUCAGGUCUGAACCUGGCGGAGGAACUCGACUUCGAUGAAGAGGAUGAGGAUGAGUUUGUCCCAUCUGAUGAUGAGCUGCCUUCCUCUCCGGAGGCGCUGCCCGAAGAACGCCCAAUGUCGGUUCACUCACAGGGGUCGCAUAGUGUUUCUUUCAAGGCCAGGAAGAUCCUAGGUCUUUCCCUGCAGAGCUCGGACUUAUACUCACCCACUGCCAUGGAGUUCCGUGCACGGGAACUCGGGCUUGCUAGCCCAGUGAAACUUGACCCGGCAGUUGAAUACCGCGAUAUCGGCAUCCAGUACUCACCUCCUCCGUCGCCUACGCUAGAAGGGAAGGUUGUAUACGACAUUGUUCCUGAGCCCGAGAAAGAAGACGACCAGAAAACGAAAAUACCUAGAACGAAUGACAGCGCCACGCUCCCAGUUGCACCUCAGAUGGUUUCUACUUCUUGUCAGACCGUGGAUGAACUCCCAAGUCCUCCAUGGACGCCGAAUGUGGCUGACUCGCCUCAGCCUGUCGAGUCCACCCCGGAGCCGGUGCAAAUGAAAUCGGCAUCCACCCAGACUGAUGUCGUUCCGGAACCAUGUGUUGCUCAAAGCGAAAACCUGUUUCCUAAUGCCUCAUCCAAGAUGGACAUUCCAAUGAUCGCUAUCCACCCACCAGGCUCAGAGCCAUCCUCACCUCGAAAUAGUGUCGUUCUUCCACCGCAGACCAAGAACAUCGCUUGCCAGGCCAACUUCCGGGCAAUUGCUGAUUGCCGAUCCGUCGCUAUCCAAACCGAGGAGAUCCGUUUCGAUCAACGCCCUGUCAGACUUCCUGCCAGUCUUCUUCCUUCUGCUAUUCAAGAUGCACUACCUCUCCCUGAACCCGAAGAGCCUAGCCUCGAGUUUUGCACUGUGCCCCCGGUUCCGCCACGGUCCGAGAAACGAAAGCAGAGACGUCUGAUAACAGAUCAGCCGACAGAUCAUCCCGUGAAGCCUCCUAGAGCACCUGGUCCAGAUCAUGUGCAGGCCUACCCCGGUAACAACGAUAAUGGUCCGCUCUCAGAUGAUACCUUGUCCAAUAUUCGACGGCCUCUACGUUCAAGCAGUCUCUUCGCCGGCUUUGAGAAUAACAGCGACGACGAAGGCCCGCAUGGCGAACGCGAUGUCUUCACCGACGAUGAGCUCCUUAACCGCCCAUUUGCCGCAUACACUGUCAGUCGUGGCAAGCUCAUCACUUCGAAAUCAAGACCUAGCUUGGACGACAUGCCUCUCCCCGAGAUCGACGAGCAGCUAUCUUCCCCGGAGUCAAGACCACCCAAUAUUGGCCGUUCUCGGGCUUCCCAGCGGUCUGGUAUGACCAGUAUUCGCCAGCCCGGCAUGCGCAAAUUAGCCAUGAUUUCCAGCGGAACCGCCGCGCACCAGAAACCCCGUGCCCGCAGUCCCAGCGAACCAAGCCUCGAGAGCGGCAGUACAGGCUCAAGCAUCGCACCGCCAUUCCCUGUGCCCAUCCGUCUCAGCUCACGCAACCUUCCGCUGAACGGUAGCGACGGACCUCCAAGUCCUACUCGCUCAGCCGCCAGACAGUUCUCGGACCGUGGUCGCCAAUCUGUCGUCCGGCGCCCAACUCUCCGCCGAGUGCGAUCCGCAGCAGCAACGUCACAGUCGGAUAUUACCGAGAGACCAGAAACACACUCUUCCCCGUCACGAUCGACCGCAACCUUUUCCCCAGAAAGCCCCGCAUACCGAGCAUAUCGACCACCGCCAAUGCCGUGUGAUGAGAUCACAGCACCUCGUGAGCGGUACGGGCCAUCGAAACGCAUCUCGCAUCGCACGACUCCAUCCCAAACCUGGAACCAUGAACAGUGCGAUAGAAAGGAUUCCACCGGUGGUGUGCAGCCAACCAGCGUCGUUGAUGCUAUUGCUCAGACCAUGGUUGGCGAGUGGAUGUUCAAAUACGUCCGUCGACGCAAAUCAUUUGGGAUGGGCGAGUCCAAGGAGACUUGGGAGGGCAAGAACCCUGACGAUGUGUCGGCGAAUAUCACGAACAGUGGUGUGCGACAUAAACGAUGGGUUUGGCUCGCCCCGUACGAAGGCUCCAUUAUGUGGAGUAGUAAACAGCCUACGAGUGGGCCUGCAUUACUCGGCAAAAGUGGCCGGAAGUGUAAGUCUUUAAGGAACUCAUUCGAUUUGGUUGGAGUGGCAGCUAACAUAGUAUCUCGCCUCGGUAUAGUCACGAUUCAAUCCGUCUUGGACGUCAAAGACGACAACCCCAUACCCAAAGGCGCCGGCUCUUCGAUCCCAUUCAACCGCUCUAUCCUGGUGCUGACACCACAGCGUGCUCUGAAAUUCACAGCACUAACCAUCGAACGCCACUACGUCUGGCUAACAGCCCUAUCCUUCCUCAGCCAUUCCGCAAUCGGCCUCCAAGAACUAGCAGCUCUACCUCCAGUCCCACAAGAAGAAUCGCCAACCCCACCUCAAGCCUCCCUCCGCCGAAACCCAAUUCGCGACUCCAUUCGGGUCGCAAAGGGCCGUCCCCGCCCAGUGCCAAAGCACAAACGCUCCUUCAACAGUGCCGGUGCUCCGGCCCCAGUCCCCGAAAUCCCAGGGGGCAGCAUCGACCUAGCAGCCGACGCACCACACGUUCCCCGUUUCUCAACCCACAGCCGCAAACGCAGCAACACCGCGCCCCGUCCCCCAGCUCUCCACGCUCUCCGUAGCUUCUCCAGCGCCGGUACUAUGCCUUCUUCACACAGCGGCACCACGGCCGGCUCGUCGGAGCUACAUUUCCCCGCCAUGCAGCCCCCAGGCCCACCUCCAGGCAUUGGAAGUCGUCGCAGCAGUAUCAGCCGACGCACUUCCGAGGCGAGUGGCCGUGCUUCCAGUGGGGCUGGCAGCAACAUGUUUGACAUAGGCACUGUGCGUAUGGAGGCUUUCAUCGACCGCCACGCAGAACAGAUUAAUCGUCCUCGUGCGCCUCCGCGCCAGCGCCAUACCCGCAAGACAUCCAGUCAGUGGAGUGAGAGACGGUAUGAGUUUGACACGCCUUCGGUCCAUGGCAGCGAGUUCUCAUACCGUCCUGAUGAUCCGUGGCGGGGAUUCUAA